UUAGCCAUUACCUAGACCGAUUUCAUCUUCGGUAGAACAAGAUGGUGGGAGACCUACGACAGAAUCCUCAGCGACGUGUCUUCAAGGUGUAAUGAUAUCACAAAAUCAUGAGAGACAAGCUACAGCCGUGCUCCAGUCUGACACUUCACGGCAGGUGUACAGCUCCUCACUAGACUCUCUACCCAACGCUGUGAUCGAUAUUUCGUUAGCUGCCAAGCCUGGUCACUACCGCCUUAUCGACUGCUCUUAUUUCAUCCAGCACCAGCAGCUUGUUAUCUAUGAAUUUGAUGGCUCUAUCAGCGAUGUGCCCUACGCUGCUAUUUCGUAUAUCUGGCACGGCAACGAGUUCGACCCCGCCACCGCCGAGUCAGAUAAGGGCGCUUUCACCGUCCGAGGUGCUAAAGACGGCGACCAGGUUGGCAUUGACGUCAUCCACCAUGCGUGCUCUGUCGCAAUCCAAGAGGGUGCACAGUACCUCUGGCUUGACCGGCUCUGUAUCAUACAGACAAGUCGGGCAGAUAAGGACUGGCAGAUCGUACAAAUGUACGGUAUCUACCUACACUGCAAAGCCUGUCUAGUACUUCCAGGUGGAAUUAGACAGCUCGUCGCCGUGGAAGAUGAGACUAUGUGGAUCACUCGUGCGUGGACCCUGCAGGAAGUCAUGGCCCCAAAGCGGAUCUUGGUUCUCUUCAAGUGGGAACGAGGAUCUGGCUCAUGGCAAGGUUCCAAGGGCGGUGCCAAGGCUAUUAUCAGCGAAGUCAUUCCUAAAGAAUCAGCUACAACCGGGCUACGCGAGAUCCUCGAGGCCAGCCGUUACGCUGAGACGCUGGAUUGGACGCCCGCCGGCAGUUCUGCACCAACUGCAGACGAUAUUUCGGUCUACAUAACAGGCGAUUCGAUGGGUGUCGAUACUAUGCUAACCGAGUCGCUCUCCCGUAUCAUAGGAGUAGAUGCCCGUCUGCCAGAGGGAGCUCUCCCAGCCUGGCAGAACGCUUUCUGGAGGGCAUCUUCACGUCCAGUGGACAUGGUACUAAGCAUCAUGGGUGUGUUUGGCGUUUCUUUGAACCCUAGUUCCUUCCAUAAGGAUGAUCGGAUCGGCGCCACAAUCGCACUUGCCCAGGAGAUAUUGCGAGGUGGAGGAAAGCCUGCAUGGCUUGUUAUGGCCUUUGACCUUCCGCCGAGUCCCUUUCUCUCUUCUUUUCCAGAAUUCCCCGAGACCGACGUCACAGGCAGGGUUGAGAUAAAGACAGCAACUGAUGAGCAAUGCUUCGAUUUGACUCUAUGGUACGUCGCCGAUUUACCGGACGGUAGUAUGGACGAUGACGGAUACUUGAGUAUCUCGGCCAAAGCCGCCCAAGUGGUUUAUACAGGCGAGAAUGUGCAGAAGUUGAAUUUCUCUUCCAGGCAGAAUGAUGAUACUAACGAUAUCUGUGCCGACUAUAUUCGCGUGGUGGCAAGGGACGGGGGAAUUUGGAACAUUUACCGUCCAAACCACGCGAGUUCCGCCCAGGAUGGCCGGUCAUUUGUUGCCUUCGUAGGUCAUGCUCAAAAUUAUGAGAGGGCAGAAAAUUCUGCGACAAACAAGGGUCCUUAUACACUCCCUACCCUAAGUCCACUUCGAGCGGUAAUACUAGAGGAGCAUGGGCCAGGAAAAUUCCAUCGAGCCGCUAACCUAACCUUGGGUGAGGUUUUUGAACCAAUUAUCCAUAGUGAAUGGCAACCCCACGAUUUCGCUAUUGGAGGGCCGCUUCCACUCCCUCUUAGGAAAUAGGUCACCCGAUUAUAUCUGAGUUUCGCAAAGUUGUCUACUUACCUAAUCUAUAUUAAAUGUAUGGCUUGAUGUUGCAUCUAUAAUUAAUUGGCUACCGCAAUAUAGAGCAUUGAACAAUUUCAGGCGAUUUUGCAAGACUUGGCGGAGAAAGAAGUCACGCCAGCAGUUAUCGCAGACCGAUUUCUUAAUUUUUAGAUCCAUUAAGAGCUUGAUAAGAAAAGGGUCUCCUCAGAUGAGGUAAUAGUGAAAUAUUACCUGCCUACGUUGACUUAAGUUAUUUAUCCCGAACUUGCAGUUAUGAAUUUGGAAGGUACCCAACGUAACGGUAAAGAUUUGUAGCUCCGAAUCUCCGCCGUAACCUUUGGAGCUCCGGUCCGAGAGCCGAUAAAGUGGGGUCGCCGAGCCCCCUAACACAGCCCCACUACUCCGCCAAUCAUGCGGCAGCGAGUAUGACUUGGGCGUUAGCGUCGGG
Messenger RNA from Daldinia caldariorum, 2243 nucleotides. RefSeq lists its product as uncharacterized. The transcript has a single exon. The record is from RefSeq and is a predicted model, not a curated record. Bases 92 to 1771 code for a protein of 559 amino acids. NCBI's taxonomy places the organism in Eukaryota, Fungi, Ascomycota, Sordariomycetes, Xylariales, Hypoxylaceae.